AGUCUGCUCCCAUUUCUCUGGGUUUGGAAGGGCUUCCUGGACUCAAGUAUGAAGCUCCUUUUUGUGGCUGCUUUUGCGCUCUUUGUGCUUUCCACAUUUGAUUCUGCUGACUCCUCAGCUUAUGACAAAAUAGUUAGCCACAGUCGCAUUCGGGCUAAAAAAGAAGGACCCAAUGUCUGUGCACUCCAGCAAGUCAUGGGGACAAAGAAGAAAUACUUUAGCACUUGUCGAAAUUGGUACCAUGGGGCCAUCUGUGGAAAAAAGGCGACUGUGCUUUAUGAGUGCUGCCCAGGAUACAUGAAGCUGGAUGGCAUGCGUGGCUGCCCUGCAGUGGCUCCCAUUGACCAUGUAUACGGGAGUCUGGGUCUUGUGAUGGCCACUGCAACCCGAAACUAUGCUGAUAUUUCUAAACUAAGACCUGAAAUUGAGGGGCCAGGAUCCUUCACUUUCUUUGCUCCCAGCAAUGAGGCCUGGGAGGAUUUGGACAAUUCAGUAAGAUCUGCACUGGUUAGCAAUGUCAACGUUGAACUGUACAAUGCCUUACAUUAUCACAUGGUCAACAAACGGCUAGUGACCAAAGAUUUAAGGAAUGGGCUGACACUCAAAUCAAUGUACAACGACCUUGGUCUCUACAUUAACCAUUAUCCCAAUGGAGUGGUGACUGUAAACUGUGCAAGAAUUAUCUAUGGCAACCAGGUUGCCACCAAUGGAGUUGUGCAUGUCAUUGACCGUGUCAUCAGCAGUGUUGGCACCACCAUCCAGGAUUUCAUCGAAGUCAGUGAUGACUUGACAACUCUGAAUGACAUGGUUCAAAAUGCUGGAUUGCUUGAAAAACUGGGUUCGCCAGGACACUACACUCUCUUUGCCCCCACCAAUGAUGCCUUUGAUAAGCUUGGCAGCAAUACCCUGGAAAGACUUUUAAGUGAUAAGGAAGUUCUCAAAGCUUUGUUGAAGUACCACCUCCUGGACUCUGUCCAGUGCUCUGAGGCCAUCUUGGCUGGAACUUCUUAUGAGACUUUGGAGGGACACAACAUUGAAAUUGGCUGCGAUGGUGAAAGCCUGACAGUCAAUGGCAUCAAAAUGGUGCUCAAAAAGGACAUUGUUACUACAAAUGGUGUCAUUCAUCUUAUUGACCAAGUACUUCUUCCAGAUUCAGCUAAACAGGUAAUGGAGCUGUUGGGAGAUUCACUAUCCACCUAUGGCGACAUGGUGGCUGAACUUGGUCUUUCUUCUGAAAUGUCAGCAGAAGGAGAGUACACUUUGCUUGGUCUUCAGAAUGCUGUUUUUACUGAUGAAGUGAUGUCAAUGGAUCAAAGGGAUCUCAAACUUAUCCUGGAAAACCACAUCGUAAAGAACAAGUUUGGUUUGGGGCAACUGUACAACGGUCAGACACUGGAGACCCUCGGAGGAAAGACUCUCAGGGUCUUCAUUUACCGCACGGCUGUGUGCAUUGAGAACUCCUGCAUGAUCAGAGGAAGCAAAGAAGGAAGCAACGGGGCCCUUCAUCUCAUGGGGGCUAUGUUGAAACCAUCAGAAAAAUCCAUGUUUGAGAUUUUAACAGGACAUGGAGGUUUCAAGAUCUUUUUGUCUCUAAUGGAAGCUGCUGGGCUGACAGACCUGCUCAAAACAGAUGGAGGCUUUACUCUGUUUGCCCCCAGUGACAAAGCAUUUGCUGGUAUAAGUGACAGAGAGAUAAGCUUGUUGAAAAGUGACGUUAAUGCUCUCAGAAACAUUCUUUUGUACCACUUCAGCCAUGGUAUUGUCAUUGGUGAUGGACUGGAGUCUGGAGUGACAAACCUUCUCAAAUCUCUCCAGGGCACCAAUCUCAAAGUGAAAUCUGCUAAAGACAUUGUGCAGGUGAACUCUAUCAAACUCACAGCAUCUGAUAGCAUGGCCACAAAUGGCGUCAUUCACUUUGUCGACCAACUUUUGUUCUCUGAGGAAAUUCCUGUUGGAAACCAAGAACUCUUUACACUGCUGAGGAGACUCAUUACCUAUUUGCAAAUUAAGUAUGUUCCAGGGUACAUAUAUCAGGAAAUACCCCUCACCUUUAUGAAAAAGACCAUCACACAUGUUGUCCAUGAAGCUUCUGAAGUAACCAAAGUGACAAGAGUUAUAGAGGGGAAACCCUCCGUUACCAAAGUCACUAGGGUCAUCGAAGGCAAGCCUACAGUCACCAAAGUUACCAGGGUUAUUGAAGGUGAACCUUCAAUCAGCAAGGUCACAAGGGUUAUUGAAGGUCAACCCUCCAUCACCAAGGUCACCAGGGUUGUCUCGGGCCCUCAGUACUCCGUCAGCACUGGUACCACAAACAUCGCCCUGGAAGGAACUGACCUUUCAAAAUUUACCAUUGAAGGGGAUACCGAUUUUGACAUUGAGCGACUCACCAAAGUCAUCCAAAAAAAAAGAACUAGACCUGGAAAAGUAUUAGACGCCAACAGGAGGCGGGGAAGAAUCUGAGAGUGGACGGGUGAUAACGUCUUCCUUGAAAAGUUGGAGACAGACUGAGUCUGAAACUGAUGUCACACAGAAGAGAAAUCUAAAGUGUCAGUUCUGAAAUAAAAUGAGUUGCUGACAAAAUAAAUAAAUAAAAAACCUGUUGUCAUAAAUAUAAAUGGAAUGGUGCUUUUAGUGUAUAUAUCAUGGACCUUUAAAUUCAACUUGUGCUAGAAGAUAAAUGGAUAUUUUUUGAUUAAUUUGAUGAUGUGGAAGGUUAGGGCAAGGAAUUUUCAAGCCAGUUGACCAAUCUUAAAAACAUUUAAUUUUGUUUGUUUGGUAUGGUUUUGGUUAGAGGUAAAUUCUAAGGGAAAUAUUGCAAGUUGUUUGGAAAGGUUUAUUUUUUAACACGUUAAUGGAUUACAAGCAUUGUGCUUUAUCAUUUUAACUGUUAUUUUAUUUUUUGCCUUUUUUUGCUUUGAGUUUUUAAGGUGUUGUUUACAUUUUUGUUGGCUGAUUGUGAUAAUCGGAAUGAUGUAACCAAAUCCAGUCAUUCUCCUUUCUGUUUUCCAAACAUUCUACAAUAAAAUGCUUUUGGUUAGAUAAAUGAUGUUAGCAUGAAAAGUCAUUUCUAUGUCCUUACAAAGUAACUAGGUUGUAAGCAUUACUUCAUAAUUUUUAAGAGCUUAAAGUAUCUCGAUUGAAAUCUAAAUAUUUUGUCUUUAGUUUGCACUACAAAGUAUGAGGUGGUUAAAGUCAACUCUAACAUGUCUGAGUCAUUUUGUUCAGUGGAACAGCCAUUUGUGAGGUUAAAAGAGAGUUUGGCAGUCACAACCUUUGGAAACGCCUUGGAGGACAUUUGUAAAACAGAAAUCAAGCUGGGCUUGUAUAAAAAAAUGUUUCUUCAGAAUAGUGUCUUGCUUAUAUUUCGCAAAUAAAACUUACACUGAAAGACUAA
Molecule: messenger RNA, 3394 nt
Organism: Austrofundulus limnaeus
Lineage: Eukaryota; Metazoa; Chordata; Actinopteri; Cyprinodontiformes; Rivulidae
Gene: postnb
Product: periostin, osteoblast specific factor b
Exons: 22
Coding region: 49-2460 (803 amino acids)
Biological process (GO): cell adhesion; extracellular matrix organization
Cellular component (GO): extracellular matrix
Molecular function (GO): cell adhesion molecule binding
Source: RefSeq, a predicted model, not a curated record